UUCUGGAUUCUACUUGUUCCUUGCAGGGGUCUAGCACUAGCAAAAUGCAGGGCAACGGAGGUGGUAGAAAUCCUUUUUUCGGAUUUGGUGACCCUUUUGCUGGUUUUGGAAGCUUUGGUGGCCAUAGAAAUUUAGUUUCUAGCUUCUUUGGAGGAAGAGACCCAUUUGAUGACCCUUUCUUUACACAACCAUUUGGGGGCCUCUUUGACUCGAGUGUCUUUCGUCCAACUGCAAGUCCUUUCAUGAAUAUGCAUCCAUCUACUAUGAUAGAGCAUCAUCCUCCAGAACCGAGAAUUUCGAGAGGACCCAUUAUUGAAGAAGUGAACUCUGAUGAUGAGAAGGAAGAAGCGGACAACGAGAAGAAGGACAACCCAAGAAAGCAUGGGAGGUCAAGUGAGAUGCCUCUUGUUGAGGGUCCUAAUGAUGAAGUCGAAGAGAGGAGAAGCAAGCAGGUACAUUAUUGGAAUGGCUCCAGAGAGAGGCCAUCUGAGAGACAGAUCCAGCCACAGAAUCGCAGUUUCACCUUUCAGAGCUCUACUGUGACUCGUGGUGGUGCAAAUGGUGCAUAUUAUACAUCAUCCAUGACAAGGAGGACGGGCGGUGAUGGGGUAACAUUUGAGGAUAGGAAAGAAGCUGAUAGUGCAACUAUGCAAGCCACUCAUAGAGUUUCUAGGGGACUUCAUAAUAAGGGCCAUUCUGUUACUAGGAAGCUUAACCCUGAUGGUAAGGUGGAUGCCAUGCAGACUCUGCACAACCUAAAUGAAGAUGAGCUGCCUCAAUUUGAACAAGCCUGGAAGGGAAAUGCUAGAAAUCAUUUGCCUGGUUGGAGCGAGCAUUUUGAUGGCCAUGGUGGACGGGGUGGAGUUGGUCAGAGUGGACACUCAAGUCAUGGCGGAUGGGCGCUUCCGUCCACUCAACAAUCAGUGCCCGUGCAGAGGGUGACAUCUGAUAUGAGGGAACGAGCACAGUCUUCUCAGAAGCAAAAUGCCGGAAGAAUGAAAGCAAAUGCCAGCGAUAAGGCCGGCCUCUCCCAUGGUAAAGCAAGAGGAUAAGGAGAUUGAAUCGUUCUUGCGUGUUGCGGCCCUCCUGUUCCCUUGCCACGUAGAUUUGCAUAUGUUGGACUAGCUGGAUAGAAAUUUGCAUAAUACAGGGAUACCUUUACCUUUA
Molecule: messenger RNA, 1167 nt
Organism: Syzygium oleosum
Lineage: Eukaryota; Viridiplantae; Streptophyta; Magnoliopsida; Myrtales; Myrtaceae
Exons: 6
Coding region: 45-1052 (335 amino acids)
Source: RefSeq, a predicted model, not a curated record